AUGGAAGAGUCGAUCAAGACACGUCAAUGGCAAUUGGCCCACAAGCCGCGACACGAGCCUCAGCUUUCAGGCCCUGAACAGACUUUCAAAUUGGCUGAAGUCGACUUGCCAGAGCCCAAGGACGACGAGGUUCUUCUGAAGUUACUCUCGUACUCAAACGAUCCAGCACAGCGAGGAUGGAUUGACCCAGAUAUCCCAGCCGAGCGACUUUACGUGCCUCCAGUGAAGAUCGGACAGCCCAUGAGCGCCUUUGGCCUGGCGGAGGUUGUUGAGUCGAAGUCUUCGAAAUUCAGCAAGGGCGACACCGUAACCGCACCAACUGGCUGGACCGAGUACGCUAUCGUCAAGGCAGGGUCUUGCCAACCGGCCAAAGAUCUCCCAAGUGGCCUGAGCAAGACUCACUACCUUGGAGCUUUGGGUCUGACCGGCCUCACCGCGUACUUCGGCCUGACUGAAGUAGGCCAAACGACCAAAGACGAUGUCGUUGUAGUCUCUGGAGCAGCCGGUGCGACUGGCAUGAUGGCUGUCCAAAUUGCGAAGAAGAUCAUCGGCUCCAAGAAGGUCAUUGGCAUCGCUGGCACUGACGAGAAGUGUCGCUGGGUUGAGAAGCUGGGUGCAGACGUCUGCUUGAACUACAAGAGCAAGUCCUUUGCCGAGGACCUUAAGAAGGAGACUCCAGCCCCUGACGGCUACGCGAGCGUGUUCUACGAUAACGUUGGUGGCGAGAUCCUUGAUCUGACCCUCACGAGGAUGGGUUCAGGCGGCCGUAUCAUCGCCUGCGGAGCCAUCAGCUCAUACAACACCUCUGCCGAGCGUACUACGGGGCUGAAGAACUGGUUCGAGAUUAUAAUCAUGCGGCUGAAGGCGCAGGGCUUCAUCGUCCUGGAUUAUGCCAACAAGUUCGGACAGGCCAUCGAGUUGUUCAACAAGUCGCUGCAAGACGGCAAGUUGACUCUUGAUGAGUCGAGCGAGACGGUUGUGAAAACUCCUUUCGAGGACGUGCCAAAGACUUGGUUGAAGUUGUUCGAAGGUUCCAACCAGGGCAAGCUGGUCACGCAGCUUGUCUAG
Molecule: messenger RNA, 1068 nt
Organism: Zasmidium cellare ATCC 36951
Lineage: Eukaryota; Fungi; Ascomycota; Dothideomycetes; Mycosphaerellales; Mycosphaerellaceae
Exons: 3
Coding region: 1-1068 (355 amino acids)
Molecular function (GO): oxidoreductase activity, acting on the CH-CH group of donors, NAD or NADP as acceptor
Source: RefSeq, a predicted model, not a curated record